Messenger RNA from Mucor mucedo, 2204 nucleotides. Its product is annotated as transketolase. The coding region runs from base 33 to 2069 and encodes 678 amino acids. The record is from RefSeq and is a predicted model, not a curated record. Gene Ontology annotation, cellular component: cytosol. Gene Ontology annotation, molecular function: transketolase activity. Gene Ontology annotation, biological process: pentose-phosphate shunt. NCBI's taxonomy places the organism in Eukaryota, Fungi, Mucoromycota, Mucoromycetes, Mucorales, Mucoraceae. The transcript has 9 exons.
UCUUCUCCAUAUAACUUUUUUAUAAAACCAAAAUGGUCCAAAAUAUUGAUCAAAGAGCUGUUGAUACUGUUCGUUGUCUCGCUGCUGAUGUAGUUAAGGGUGCCAACUCUGGCCAUCCUGGUGCUCCUAUGGGUUGUGCUCCCAUGGCCCAUGUCUUGUUCAACAAGUUCAUGACUUAUAACCCCAAGAACCCCAAGUUCAUCAACCGCGAUCGUUUCGUUCUUUCCAACGGUCACGGAUGUGCUCUUCAAUAUAUCAUGCUCCAUAUCUCUGGUUAUGAUGUUUCUUUGGAAGAUCUUAAGCAAUUCCGUCAAUUAGACUCAAAGACUCCUGGUCAUCCCGAAGCUACUGACACUCCCGGUAUUGAAGUCACCACUGGUCCUUUGGGUCAAGGUGUUUCAAACGCUGUUGGUUUAGCUGCCGCUGAAGCUCAUUAUGCUGCCACCUUCAACCGUCCCGGUUUCGAACUUUUCAAUAACCAUACCUACGUUAUUCUUGGUGAUGGUUGUCUUCAAGAAGGUGUCACUGCCGAAGCUAUUUCCCUUGCAGGUCACUGGAAGCUCGGUAAAUUGAUUGCUCUUUAUGAUGACAAUGCCAUUACUAUCGAUGGUUCUACCGAAGUUUCUUUCACCGAAGAUACCAUUAAGCGUUUCGAAGCCUAUGGCUGGCACACUAUCAUCGUUGGUGAUGGUGAUAACGAUUUAGUUUCCAUCGAGAAGGCUAUCGAGGCCGCUAAGGCUGUCACUGACAAGCCUACUCUCAUCAAGGUCAAGACCACCAUUGGUUAUGGUUCUUUGAACCAAGGUGAAGAAAAGGUCCAUGGUUCUCCUCUUUCUGAUGCUGAUAUCAAGCAAGUUAAGGAGAAGUUUGGCUUCAACGGUGAGGAGAAGUAUGUUGUCCCUCAAGAGGUUUACGAUUUGUAUGCCACCCGUGCUGAACAAGGUGCUCAAGCCGAAGAAGCUUGGAAUGCUCUUUUCGCCCAAUAUAAGACCGAAUUCCCUGAAGAAGGUGCUGAAAUCGAGCGUCGUUUCUCUGGAAAGUUACCUCAAGGUUGGGAAGCUGCUUUGCCUCGUUUCACUCCUGCUGACCCCGCUGUCGCCACUCGUAAGUUGUCCGAAAGUGUUUUAACCGCUCUUUCUGAUGUCUUACCUGAAUUGUUGGGUGGUUCCGCUGAUUUAACCGGUUCUAACUUGACCCGUUGGAAGAAGGCUGUUGAUUUCCAACAUCCCUCCACCGGUCUUGGUGACUACUCUGGUCGUUAUUUCCGUUAUGGUGUCCGUGAACAUGGUAUGUUUGCUAUCAUGAAUGGUUUGACUGCCUAUGGUGGUAGCAUUCCCUUCGGUGGUACCUUCUUGAACUUCCUUACAUAUGGUUGGGGCGCCGCUCGUCUUUCUGCUUUGUCCCAUCUUCGUGUCAUCUAUGUCAUGACCCAUGAUUCCAUUGGUCUUGGUGAAGAUGGUCCUACCCAUCAACCUAUCGAGACUUUGGUCUUGACCCGUGCCACUCCCAACAUGUUGACUUUCCGUCCUGCUGAUGGUAAUGAGGUUUCCGGUACAUACUUGGUUGCUAUCGAGAACGAACACCGUCCUUCCGUCAUUGCUCUCUCUCGUCAAAACUUACCUCAAUUAGAAGGUUCUUCUAUUGAAGCUGUCCGUCGUGGUGGUUACGUUCUUCAAGAAGCUGAGGGUGCCAAGAUGAUUUUGGUUGCCACCGGUUCUGAAGUUUCUUUAGCUGUUGAUGCCGCCAAGGAAUUAGCUGCUCAAGGUAUCCCCACUCGUGUUGUCUCCAUGCCUUGUUCCGAACUCUAUGACGAACAACCUCAAGAAUAUAAGGAUACUGUCUUAUCUGCCGGUAUUCCCAUCAUCUCUAUCGAGGCUCUUGGUGUCACUGGUUGGGAACGUUAUUCUCAUGCUCAAGUUGGUAUGAGAUCUUUCGGUGCUUCUGCUCCCAUCAAGCAAUUAUACAACAAAUUCGAUAUCACUGUUGAGGCUACUGUUGCCAAGGCCAAGAAGGUCAUUGCCUACUACGAAAGUGCUGGUUAUGUUCCUCAAGUUGGUCUCCAAUUCUAAGCCAUUUAUCAAAUCACAUACCUGGGAAAAGAGAAAAAAAAAAGAUGAGGAAAAUCUUCAUGUCUUUUUGUUAAUAGAAUAUGCAAAUACACAAUAAUAAUAAAAAAAAUUCAAACAUUUGAUGCAUCAUAGAAA